AUGUUCAGCACACUCUCAGCGACCAGAGAGAUCAGCUUGAACAAUGGAAGAGUCAUGUUCGCAACCCAGUCUCUACUCUGGAAUCAAUCGAUGCUCUCGAUCGGACGCCCAGGAUAUGCCUCUUCACCAUUCCAAUUCCCUCGCACCCGUGCCACUCGUGUCAAGACUCUCCAAAUUCCGGGUCGACAGCGACGUUACUUCUCGGCCACGCAUCAUCGCUCACGAAACAACACGCAGUCGUCCAAUAAUUCGACUUCAGCCAAGCUCACCUUGUCGAAGUCUCUCAUCCUUCUCGGCCUCGAUGUGAUACUAAUAGAAAGCUAUUAUUUUCGCGAGUAUGUUGAGUAUCAUAUCGCCAAGCUCAGCAUAGGUCAGCAAGCGGCUGAAAUCAGCAACGUUCCCCAUCUCCAGACGAUGCUAGGAAUAGCUCCCAUGCCAGUUUUUAUUCAUGUCGGCGGCCAAUAA
Molecule: messenger RNA, 465 nt
Organism: Mollisia scopiformis
Lineage: Eukaryota; Fungi; Ascomycota; Leotiomycetes; Helotiales; Mollisiaceae
Exons: 1
Coding region: 1-465 (154 amino acids)
Source: RefSeq, a predicted model, not a curated record